Limulus polyphemus (Atlantic horseshoe crab) is the source of this 1572-nucleotide messenger RNA. Its product is annotated as alpha-soluble NSF attachment protein-like. Gene Ontology annotation, molecular function: syntaxin binding; soluble NSF attachment protein activity. NCBI's taxonomy places the organism in Eukaryota, Metazoa, Arthropoda, Merostomata, Xiphosura, Limulidae. The transcript is spliced from 10 exons. Gene Ontology annotation, cellular component: SNARE complex; vacuolar membrane. The record is from RefSeq and is a predicted model, not a curated record. Gene Ontology annotation, biological process: intracellular protein transport; SNARE complex disassembly. The coding region runs from base 170 to 1048 and encodes 292 amino acids.
CCUAGAUUAUAAUUUAUCCUGUGUGGCUCAAUCGAACGAAAUGAGUUGACACAUACGGUUGAAUUGAUUUGUACGCUAUUUCUGUAGCAGUGAAUUUGGUGUUUAAAAGUUAUAAAACUCUUUGAAAAUUGACAUUUUUCACUUGUUUUUAUAAUUGGCGAAUUUUAGGAUGGCAGAUAGUGAACAAAAAGCAACACAGCUUAUUAGUGACGCUGAGAAGAAAGUGAAUUCUGCGCAAGGGUUUUUCGGUCAGCUUUUUGGAGGUUCAUCGAAGCUGGAAGAAGCAUGUGAAAUGUAUACAAGAGCUGCAAAUUUGUUCAAGAUGGCCAAGAAAUGGACAGCUGCUGGAAAUGCUUUUUGUGAGGCUUCAUCUUUACACCUAAAGCUCGGAAGUCGGCAUGAUGCUGCUACAUGCUAUGUAGAUGCUGGAAACUGCUAUAAGAAAACUGAUCCUCAAGAGGCAGUUAAUUGUCUCCUCAAGGCUAUAGAGAUCUACACAGAUAUGGGCCGUUUUGCAAUAGCUGCCAAACAUCAUGUAACAAUUGCUGAAAUAUAUGAAACCGAAAUUGUUGAUGUAGAAAAGGCUAUCUCACACUUCGAACAAGCAGCAGAUUAUUUUAAGGGAGAAGAAUCAAACAGUUCGGCCAACAAGUGUCUCCUUAAUGUUGCAAAAUAUGCUGCUCAAAUGGAACAGUACCAGAAAGCAAUUGAAAUUUAUGAAGAGGUGGCAGCAUCGUCCCUAGAGAGCCCAUUGUUAAAAUUCGGUGCAAAAGAAUAUUUAUUUAGGGCAGCCUUAUGUCACAUGUGUAUUGAUGUGCUUAAUGCACAGCAUUCUGUUAACAAAUACGAAGAAAUGAACCCAUCUUUUGUGGAUUCAAGGGAGUGUAAACUGCUUAAAGUUCUCAUAGAGAAGUUGGAGGAACAGGACGUUGAUGGAUUUACAGAUGCUGUGAAGGAAUAUGACUCAAUCUCCAGAUUAGAUCAGUGGUACACCAGUCUGCUGCUCAAAAUAAAAAAAAACAUCCAAGCAGCUCCAGAUCUUUGUUAAUAAGUGUUUAUAUUUUAUAAAGAGAGAGAGAGAAUUAAAUAACCAUGGUGCACCAGUAUGAUCUUCUCAAACAAAAUAUGCCUUCAGAAAAUAUGUUUAAUGAUUCAUUUUGUAAAAUGUUUUUAGCUACCAUCUGGUAUUUAAAAAAAAAUGAAACUCCCUGAAACCAAACUACUUUUAUAAGCAAAGUGAAACUUACUGACAAGAAGCAUCAGUCAAUUAGUCUCAGGAAAACCUGUUGCUGAAACUAAUCGACUCAUGCUUUUUGUUAUGUUUAUAAAUAUCAUUUGUUUCAGGUAUAGAGGUAAAGAUCAUAAUGUGCCUUAAAAUAACUUAUAAUACAAAAACUCACUAGGUUUCCAAAGGGAAAUAGUUUACACAAGUAAAAAAAAAUCUAAAAUACUCUUUCAGUUUACAUCCAGAUUUCUUCUUGACUUGAUGUGUAUUUUAUACCCUUAAAAUGGCUGUUAAGAUUAAUAUUUGUAUUAUUCUAUUUCAUAUUAAUAAACAAAUUGCUGUAUUUU